This is a messenger RNA of Plenodomus lingam JN3, 1830 nucleotides long. RefSeq lists its product as uncharacterized. The record is from RefSeq and is a predicted model, not a curated record. Gene Ontology annotation, cellular component: cytoplasm; SCF ubiquitin ligase complex. Gene Ontology annotation, biological process: SCF-dependent proteasomal ubiquitin-dependent protein catabolic process. Gene Ontology annotation, molecular function: protein binding. NCBI's taxonomy places the organism in Eukaryota, Fungi, Ascomycota, Dothideomycetes, Pleosporales, Leptosphaeriaceae.
AUGUACCAUUCGUCCCGUCCGUCGUCAUCGCCCCGGCCUCGCUAUCGCCCUAUCGGCCAUCGGCCUCGCCCAGUUCAUGCAAACCGUAGUAAGCCACCGCCACGCUUAGAAAUGGACCCCCAGCAGCAUAGCAGCGGCGGCAGCAGAAUCAACACCACCACCACCACCACCACCAAUAAACACGACGACAACCACGAUUCCAACAGCACAGAAGCGGAGCUUGAGUCUUUCCGUCGCCAGUGGAGAGAGGAAGUCACAGCCAGGACCAAGGGCAAAGCCCAGGCAACAUCAUCCUCAGCCAAAGUCACAGACACUUCAAGCAAACCUAGGAGUCAUGUACCGCAUACCGCGCCAUUUACCCACAUCCACACCCGCCAGCGUAGCGUAGAAGAAUCAGACGAGGUAACACCUCAUAUCUACCAAAACCUCGGUGAGAAACAGCAUGGUCGGAGGCUGGAUGAAACCGGUGCUCAGACGGCUGCUGCAUUCGAGGCAAAUCAGGAGCCAAAUUCCGCGCUAGAGCACUACGAGAAGGCUGUAGAGAAGGAGUCUCAAGGUAGUCUGGGCGAUAGCGUGAGCCUGUACAGAAAAGCGUUCCGGCUCGACUCGAGAGUGCACGAGACGUACAAGGCAAAGCAUUUCCCUCCUUCUUAUUUUAUUGGCAAGGGUAAACCAUCAGCGACCACAGCGGUACUGCCUACUCCGAAUCCAGCGCCACAAGUUGCCAAGACUGUAGCCGAAGACCGCAAUCCUUCCCAUGCUUCUACCAGCCUCUCAAGUACUGCACACCACUCCCUACAUGGUCUCUCCCCUGCCAUGCAAACCCUUGUUCAUGAAGCGUCUGCUCUACGCAUACUGGGUGAAGCCCCACCAACAGAUCUCUCGCCAGCCCCGCCAUGUCCUAUAUCCCACUUGCCUGAGGAGAUUCUGGUUGAGAUUCUGAUUCAUCUCGCGGUCAAGGACUUCGCUUCAUUUGUUCACCUGGCUCAAGUAUGCAAGCGACUGGCUUAUCUCACCACCACCGAAGAUCGCAUUUGGAAAAGAAUCACCCUAGGGCACGAAUAUGGUUUCGCCGCCAUGCAUUACACAUGGUCGUGCGAAUUCGAUGGCACCCCACUCGGCGACCUGGUCCUUGGGUUGGACAGUAUUGACAUCUCGGACAGCGAAGACCUGUCUCCUUCCCCUGCUUCCCCUUCGCCUCUUUCUCUAACCCGGCUCCUGGUUCCCUCCACCUACCCAAACUACCGCACCCUUUUUCAACGCCGCCCUCGCAUCCGCUUCAAUGGCUGCUACAUUAGCACGGUAAAUUACAUGCGGCCUGGCCAGGCCUCUCCCACAUCAUUAACUUGGAAUUCUCCAAUUCACAUCGUGACAUACUACCGAUAUCUUCGCUUUCUGCGCGAUGGAACCUGCAUCUCACUCCUCACCACCUCGGAGCCUGCAGACGUGGUACCCUAUCUUUACACUGAAAACAUGCACAAAAACCACGGUUCCCUACCAACAGCGCCAAUAAAAGAUGCUGUAUUAGGACGAUGGCGACUUUCUGGCCCCUGUAUCCCACACGCAGGCUUAGAGCAAGAGGCAGAAGGUACUUUGAUGAUAGAAACCGCAGGCGCAACACCAAAAUACAUGUACAAAAUGGCACUAACCAUCGGACACGCGGGGCGCGCAAGUAAGAAUAACAAACUUAGUUGGCAAGGGUAUUGGAGUUACAAUCGGUUGUCAGAUGACUGGGGCGAGUUUGGGUUGAAGAAUGAUAAGCCGUUUUAUUGGAGUAGGGUGAAGAGCUAUGGGAUGGCGUGGGGUGAGGCCGGAAUGAAGAAGAUGUGA